CAUAAAACCACCACUCGCACCAACCCAAAGCGGUUUCUUCACUUUCCUUAUAUAGCUACCUCCUCAUGCUUCUGGUGUGACUGUGAAUUCAUUCAUUCUGUUAUAACAAACCAACGCGUUCAAUCACGAGAGGAUCGGAGAGUUAGGGUUUACAUGGGGAGAGGGAAGAUUGUGAUAAGGAGGAUCGACAAUUCGACGAGCAGGCAAGUGACAUUUUCGAAGCGGAGGAAUGGUUUGCUGAAGAAGGCGAAGGAGCUUGCGAUCUUGUGUGAUGCUGAGGUUGGAGUUGUGAUCUUCUCCAGCACUGGCAGACUCUAUGAAUUCGCCAGUUCCAGCAUGAAGUCUGUAAUUGAUCGAUACAACAAAUCCAAAGAAGAACAAAAUCAACUUGGGAGUUCAACCUCUGAAAUUAAGCUUUGGCAAAGGGAGGCAGCAAUGUUAAGGCAGCAAUUGCACUGUUUGCAAGAAAGCCACCGGCAAAUAAUGGGGGAAGAGCUGUCAGGUUUGACAGUCAAAGAAUUACAGAGUUUGGAGAGCCAACUAGAAAUUAGUCUUCAUGGUGUCCGCAUGAAAAAGGACCAACUUUUAAUGGAUGAAAUACAAGAACUUAAUCGAAAGGGAAACCUCAUACACCAAGAAAAUGUGGAAUUGUAUAAGAAGGUAAACCUAAUUAGUCAAGAAAAUAUGGAACUGAAAGAAAAGGGAUAUAGAACAAAAGAUUGGAAUGUGCCAAACAGCAAUUCUGUUCUCACAAGUGGUCAAAGCACAGGAGAGGAUUUGCAAGUACCUGUGAAUCUCCAGCUAAGCCAGCCCCAGCCUCAACAAUACUUGUCACCUUCAGGAACUACAAAAUUGGGCAGAUUGCAGUUGCAUUGAUGCCUUUACAGGAGAUCAGUUUUCUUGAUUCCUAUCAAGAAAAAACACAGUUUAAUGUUGACGAUCUUCUAAAAACUGUUGUGGCGUACAGGUCACAUACCAUUAAGACUUUAAUUUGAAAUUAUCAAAAAAAGAAACCCAAGAAUGUUGUGAUAACAAUGAAGCAUAUUAUGUGAAGUUCAGAAAACUAAGAAACCUCCAAAUUGCACAGGACAGAUGUGCAAUUCCUUUUACUUGUCUCAUUGUGUUGAAAAUUAUCACUCCCCUUCAAAAGGGUGAAAACUGCCAUGUAAUAUACAUGAUGUUAGUAAUAUGUAUUACAAUUUGGGAGGCCUAA
This is a messenger RNA of Lotus japonicus, 1213 nucleotides long. Its product is annotated as MADS-box transcription factor 23-like. Gene Ontology annotation, biological process: positive regulation of transcription by RNA polymerase II. The transcript is spliced from 9 exons. NCBI's taxonomy places the organism in Eukaryota, Viridiplantae, Streptophyta, Magnoliopsida, Fabales, Fabaceae. Gene Ontology annotation, molecular function: protein dimerization activity; DNA-binding transcription factor activity, RNA polymerase II-specific; RNA polymerase II cis-regulatory region sequence-specific DNA binding. The record is from RefSeq and is a predicted model, not a curated record. Gene Ontology annotation, cellular component: nucleus. The coding region runs from base 154 to 876 and encodes 240 amino acids.